AUGCCGGCCAACUCGGAGAAGGAGCACCUGUCCAUCGUGAUUUGCGGCCAUGUCGACAGCGGCAAGUCCACCACCACCGGCCGCUUGAUCUUCGAGCUUGGUGGGCUGCCCGAGCGUGAGCUGGAGAAGCUGAAGCAGGAAGCGGAGCGUCUGGGCAAGGGCUCAUUCGCAUUCGCCUUCUUCAUGGACAGGCAGAAGGAGGAGCGCGAGCGAGGCGUGACCAUCUCCUGCACCACCAAGGAGUUCUUCACCGAGAAGUGGCACUACACCAUCAUCGAUGCCCCGGGCCACCGCGACUUCAUCAAGAACAUGAUCACUGGUGCAUCCCAGGCCGACGUGGCCCUGAUCAUGGUGCCCGCAGACGGAAACUUCACCACGGCCAUUGCCAAGGGCAACCACAAGGCUGGCGAGAUCCAGGGCCAGACCCGUCAGCACUCCCGGCUGAUCAACCUGCUCGGCGUGAAACAGAUUUGCAUCGGCGUGAACAAGAUGGACUGCGACACGGCGGGCUACAAGCAGGCCCGCUACGAUGAGGUUGCCAACGAGAUGAAGAGCAUGCUGGUGAAGGUGGGCUGGAAGAAGGACUUCAUUGAGAAGAACACCCCCGUGAUGCCGAUCUCCGGCUGGAUGGGCGACAACUUGCUGAAGAAGUCCGACAACAUGGCCUGGUGGAAGGGUCAGGACGUGGAGGUCGGGUCCGAGAAGAUCCAUGUGGACACCGUCUAUGACGUCCUGGACAAGAUGUGCCGUGUGCCCGAGCGACCCAUCAGCGCCCCGAUGAGGAUGCCGAUCUCCGGCAUCUACAAGAUCAAGGGUGUCGGUGAUGUCCUGGCUGGCCGUGUGGAGCAGGGAGUGGUGAAGCCUGGAGAGGAGGUGGUUUUCCUGCCCACCCACACCGCCUCCAACCCGUGCACAGGCAAGGUCUUCACUGUGGAGAUGCACCACAAUCGUGUGGACUUCGCCAACCCGGGCGACAACGUCGGCCUCAACAUCAAGGGCCUGGACAAGAACAACAUGCCCCGUUCCGGUGACGUCAUGGUGUACAAGAAGGACACCACCCUUGGCCAGACCAAGGAGUUCGAUGCCCAGAUCCAGGUCCUGGACAUCCCCAACGAGAUCAAGGUGGGAUACUCCCCUAUUGGCUUCGUGCGCUGCGGCCGUGCGGCCUGCCGCGUGUCCUCCCUGAAGUGGAAGAUGGGUAAGGAGACCGGCGGCAAGAAGAUGGAGGACCCCCACUCCUUGAAGUCCAACGAGAUGGCUCAGUGCAGCUUCCAGCCACAGCAGCCUCUGGUGUGCGACACCUUCAAGAACUGCGAGGGUCUGUCCCGGGUUGCCUUCAUGGAUGGCAACGGUGUGGUGAUGCUGGGGAAGGUGGUGAGCUGCGAGCGCAAGGGCGAGGGGCGCCUGCGGACGGGAUUCUUAUGUGGGACCGUCCAGGCUCGAGCUCGCCGCAGGUCCGCCGCAUUUUGUCGCACAGGGUCAGUCUUCGCCAUGCCGGCCAAUUCGGAGAAGGAGCACCUGUCCAUCGUGAUUUGCGGCCAUGUCGACAGCGGCAAGUCCACCACCACCGGCCGCUUGAUCUUCGAGCUUGGUGGGCUGCCCGAGCGUGAGCUGGAGAAGCUGAAGCAGGAAGCGGAGCGUCUGGGCAAGGGCUCGUUCGCAUUCGCCUUCUUCAUGGACAGGCAGAAGGAGGAGCGCGAGCGAGGCGUGACCAUCUCCUGCACCACCAAGGAGUUCUUCACCGAGAAGUGGCACUACACCAUCAUCGAUGCCCCGGGCCACCGCGACUUCAUCAAGAACAUGAUCACUGGUGCAUCCCAGGCCGACGUGGCCCUGAUCAUGGUGCCGCAGACAGGAAACUUCAACCACGGCCAUUGCCAAGGGCACCACAAGGCUGGCGAGAGGGGGACUGCCGACACGGCGGGCUACAAGCAGGACGUGGAGGUCGGGUCCGAGAAGAUCCAUGUGGACACCGUCUAUGACGUCCUGGACAAGAUGUGCCGUGUGCCCGAGCGACCCAUCAGCGCCCCGAUGAGGAUGCCGAUCUCCGGCAUCUACAAGAUCAAGGGUGUCGGUGAUGUCCUGGCUGGCCGUGUGGAGCAGGGAGUGGUGAAGCCUGGAGAGGAGGUGGUUUUCCUGCCCACCCACACCGCCUCCAACCCGUGCACAGGCAAGGUCUUCACUGUGGAGAUGCACCACAAUCGUGUGGACUUCGCCAACCCGGGCGACAACGUCGGCCUCAACAUCAAGGGCCUGGACAAGAACAACAUGCCCCGUUCUGGUGACGUCAUGGUGUACAAGAAGGACACCACCCUUGGCCAGACCAAGGAGUUCGAUGCCCAGAUCCAGGUCCUGGACAUCCCCAACGAGAUCAAGGUGGGAUACUCCCCCAUUGGCUUCGUGCGCUGCGGCCGUGCGGCCUGCCGCGUGUCCUCCCUGAAGUGGAAGAUGGGCAAGGAGACCGGCGGCAAGAAGAUGGAGGACCCCCACUCCCUGAAGUCCAACGAGAUGGCUCAGUGCAGCUUCCAGCCACAGCAGCCUCUGGUGUGCGACACCUUCAAGAACUGCGAGGGUCUGUCCCGGGUUGCCUUCAUGGAUGGCAACGGUGUGGUGAUGCUGGGGAAGGUGGUGAGCUGCGAGCGCAAGGGCGAGGACGACAAGGGUGGCAAGAAGAAGUGA
Molecule: messenger RNA, 2679 nt
Organism: Symbiodinium natans
Lineage: Eukaryota; Dinophyceae; Suessiales; Symbiodiniaceae
Source: the annotation of a GenBank genome assembly